GUGUGAGCAUUCUACCAAACCAAAACUAAAAUGACUGAAACCGAAGUUGCUGCCGCGGCCCCAGCUGCCUCUCCUGCCAAGGCCACCAAGAAGCCAAAGGCCCCCAAGGGAGAUAAGAAGCCCAAGAAGCCAUCCACCCACCCGCCAGUCAACGACAUGGUUGUUGCCGCCAUCAAGACCCUGAAGGAACGCAAGGGUUCGUCGCUGCAGGCCAUCAAGAAGUACAUCGCUGCCAACUACAAGUGUGAUGUGGCCAAGUUGUCGCCCUUCAUCAAAAAGGCCCUGAAGAGCGGUGUCGAGAAGGGUAAGUUCACCCAACCCAAGGGCACCGGUGCUUCCGGAUCGUUCAAGAUCAAGGCUGAGGAUAAGAAGCCAGCUGGCGAGAAGAAGAAGAAGGUCGCCGCCAAGAAGCCAAAGAAGGCCGCUGGCGAGAAGAAGACCGUGGCCAAGAAGCCAAAGGCCGCUGGCGCCAAGAAACCGAAAGCCGCUGCCGCUAAGAAGCCAAAGGCCGCCGCUGAGAAGAAGGCCAAGGCUGCCACGGCCAAGACAGCCAAGAAAGCCGGCACCGUGAAGAAGGCUGCUGCCCCCAAGAAGGCUGCUCCCAAGCCAAAGGCCGCUGCCAAGAAGCCAAAGACCCCCAAGAAGCCUGUUGCCAAGAAGGCUGCCGCCAAGAAGUAAAUUGUAUCUGAUUUGACGAAUUUAACUUAUCCCACGGAAUCAGUCCUUUCCAGGACUACCAGUCAUAUUAUCCAAGAGUUUUUUAAAUGAAAUUUUCCGUUAAUACGAUUCAUUUAUCAGUACAUGUUAAAUUCGAUAGCGUUGUGCUAACGUUUUGACAGGUUGGCUUAAAAGACUUUAUAAUGCUGUCAUUUUAAUGUUUAAGGAUCAAUUGGAUAUUGUGCGUAUACCAUUUGGUUUGUAUAGAUCAUCUAGUAAUUUUCAAACGCUCAUGAUAACGUUACCUAAUUUAUCGUCCAUAUCGGUGAAAAGUGAUGGUUUUUUUUAGUAAGAACAUCUUAAGAUUAUGAAAUUUUUAUAGAAAGUUAUUGAAAUGAAAGAUGGUGAAAAUGAGCGGGUAGAAUUUAUUUAGAAGCAUUAUCAUCGCAUAUAAAAUUUUUGUUCGGCACGGGCCAACUACUAUGAAGCGGUAGAUACAGAUAGAGUUGCAUCUACCACUACAAAUUAGUAGGGCAUGCGUGUUUCACCCCACAAGCGGUAACUUGCAGUGCAAACGACCAACAAAAUAUGGUAUGUGAUUGCUCAGAUAAGCUCCCGUCAACUCAGGACACAUCUAUUGUUGUGUAGCCUUCUUAGUUUGUUACCAUCGCGUUCGUUACAACCGGUGUUUGGUUCACCAAUAAAGCCGAUAAAUUAAGUAUCAAACAUAAAUCACGGUGAUUAAUCUCUUCACCAAGCUAGCGAUAACUUUAUAAAUUCCUUUAUUUAGCUUUUGAGGUGAUUUUCUAUGAAACAUAACUUUAAAAAUUGGCUUUUGGAUUGAAAAAUGUGCCAGAUAGUUUUCAAAGUACGAUAUCCUCAAUAGUCUUUUCAGCGUAAAGCAAAUCGAUGCUGUUGAACAUAUACUAAAAUAAGAACGAUACCCUGUUUAUUCGCUUAACUACUCUUACAGUUUUGCAUUGAACUAUAAUAAAACUCAAGUUUAUCUCCUCCAAAA
Molecule: messenger RNA, 1675 nt
Organism: Uranotaenia lowii
Lineage: Eukaryota; Metazoa; Arthropoda; Insecta; Diptera; Culicidae
Product: histone H1B-like
Exons: 1
Coding region: 31-678 (215 amino acids)
Biological process (GO): negative regulation of DNA recombination; nucleosome assembly; chromosome condensation
Cellular component (GO): nucleosome; nucleus
Molecular function (GO): double-stranded DNA binding; structural constituent of chromatin; nucleosomal DNA binding
Source: RefSeq, a predicted model, not a curated record